Messenger RNA from Talaromyces rugulosus, 1158 nucleotides. RefSeq lists its product as uncharacterized. The record is from RefSeq and is a predicted model, not a curated record. NCBI's taxonomy places the organism in Eukaryota, Fungi, Ascomycota, Eurotiomycetes, Eurotiales, Trichocomaceae. Bases 1 to 1158 code for a protein of 385 amino acids. The transcript has a single exon.
AUGAAUCCGUACGUGAGCUGGGCCAUCAUCCUGGUGGUCACCGGGAGCCUGGGCUACUAUUACUCCAACACAGGCAAACCACGGGGCCGGACACCGGUUCGCGCGGUCCCUGAGAAAGUGGAAGCUCCUGCGCCAGCGCCCAAGCAGAAGAAACCCAAGCCUCGCAAGUCUCCCGAGCCUGCGAGUGCAGCGCCGCAACAAAAGGCAUCGUCGCCAGCUCCUCCGGUCUACACCGCCGACGAUGAGGAGGACGUUGACACUAGAGAUUUCGCCAAGCGACUGGCUGCGGCAAGAACUGGAGUCGCGGUAGGCGAUGCCAAAGCCAAGCCUCACAAGGAGAAGCGCUCCAAGGCUGUGCCUACUGCUGCUGCUGUUGCUGCUGCCGCUCCUGUCGAAAGCGCUGCGUCUAGCAACGGUGCUGAUGCCGACGACGACCUGUCCUCGACUGAAAAUGUCGCCGUGUCGUCCACCGAUGUUUCCGACAUGCUCGAAAAGCCCGCGCCCGGUGCUUCUGUGCUCCGCCUGACCGGCUCAGUGGAGAGCAAGGAGAAGAAGCAAAAGGCUCAGGUCUUCAAGCCCGUCGAGACCAAGAAGCAGCGCCAGAACAGACAGAAGAACGAGGCCCGCAAGCAGAUCAACCAGGAAGCUGAGGCCGAGCGCCGCCAGCUCUUGGAGAAGCAGCUCCACACUGCCCGCCAAAGCGAGCGCCAGGAGGCCGCCCGUCAGAAGCCGGCUGCCGCGCCUCAGUCGAACGCGUGGAGCAGUGCCAGCAAGACGAACGGUUCCCCCGCCGCUGCGCCUGUCGCUGCCGCUCCGGCUGCCAGCAACGGUACUCUUCUCGAUACCUUUGAGCCCGCAGCUCCCGCCAGCAGCUCCAAGCCCGCGGGCACUUGGACCAACAACCUACCGCCCGAGGAGGAACAGAUGCGCAUUCUCGGUGUCUCGCAGCCCGACGAGGAUUGGACCACGGUCCCGUCCAAGAAGGAGAAGGCCAAGAAGAAGGCCAAGGCCGACGAAAGCGCCAACGAGGCCAGCGCUUCAGAAGCGCCCGCCGUGGUGGCCGAGAGCAAGCCGAUUGAAGCAGCGCUCCCACCUGUGGCCCAGGUGCCCAUUCCACGCGGAAAGAACCACCCUCUGGACUCGGACUGGGCUGCCUGA